Molecule: messenger RNA, 5044 nt
Organism: Sardina pilchardus (European sardine)
Lineage: Eukaryota; Metazoa; Chordata; Actinopteri; Clupeiformes; Clupeidae
Gene: c2cd5
Product: C2 calcium dependent domain containing 5
Exons: 27
Coding region: 232-3447 (1071 amino acids)
Biological process (GO): positive regulation of vesicle fusion; protein localization to plasma membrane; positive regulation of D-glucose transmembrane transport
Cellular component (GO): plasma membrane
Molecular function (GO): calcium ion binding; calcium-dependent phospholipid binding
Source: RefSeq, a predicted model, not a curated record
UUCUCAUAAUACAUAGAAACUGACGUGACGUUUAUGUUUUUCAGAAACUACUGAGAAGGCCUGACACCGAUUUGAGAUUAAAAAUCAUGUUAAGGAGAGGAUAGUCACCCUUCGACACACGUUAUGGGCAUCCAAGGGAGGUCAAAUCGAUGGAUCGCUAGAUUAAACGCUGCGUCUUUUUGCAGCUCUGCUUUAUAACGUUGUGGCUCUGAUAAACGCAUCAGCAGAAUCAUGCCAGGCAAACUUAAGGCCAAGAUUGUGGCGGGGCGCCACCUGCCCGUUAUGGACCGAGCGAGUGAUCUCACUGAUGCUUUUGUGGAGGUCAAAUUUGGAAACACAACUUUUAAAACAGACGUCUAUCCCAAGUCCCUUAAUCCUCAGUGGAAUUCUGAGUGGUUUAAAUUUGAGGUGGAUGAUGAGGACUUGCAGGAUGAGCCAUUGCAGAUCACGGUGUUGGAUCACGACACCUACAGUGCCAACGAUGCCAUCGGCAAAGUCUACAUCGACAUCGACCCUCUGCUCUGCAGCGAGGCUGCCACAGUUAUAUCUGGAUGGUUUCCUAUUUAUGACACUAUACACGGUAUCCGUGGUGAGAUUAACGUCCUUGUGAAGGUGGAUCUCUUUAAUGAUCUCAACCGCUUCAGACAGUCUUCGUGUGGCGUCAAGUUUUUCUGCACUACGUCUAUCCCGCGGUGCUAUCGGGCUAUGAUGGUCCAUGGCUUUGUGGAAGAGCUUGUGGUGAAUGAAGAUCCAGAGUACCAGUGGAUCGACCGCAUCCGAACACCACGAGCAUCCAACGAAGCCCGCCAAAGACUCAUCUCACUCAUGUCAGGUGAGCUCCAACGUAAGAUUGGGCUCAAGGUUCUGGAGAUGGGGGGGAAUGCGGUGGUGGGCUAUCUGCAGUGUUUCGACCUGGAGGGUGAGAGCGGCCUGGUUGUCCGGGCUAUCGGCACCGCCUGCACCCUUGAGAAGCUCAUUAACCCCCCCAGCAAUGCCCAGCACACCGCCAACUCCUCACCGUCCAAAGACAUCAAGGAGCCUGUGUUUGGGGAAGAGUGCCCCUCUAACCCCCUCUCCUCCGGACCCUCCACCCCCCUGAGGGCCCCGGCCUUCUCCUUCUCCCCCUCCAAGUCCUACAGCCGCCAGUCCUCCUCCUCCGACACCGACAUCAGCCUCACACCCAAGACUGGAAUGGGCAGUGGGGGAAGUGGAGGAAAGGAGGCUGGGCCUCUCAAGACCCUGCUGAGGCAACAGACCCAAACAGCUCUGGAGCAGAGGGAGUUCCCUUUUUUCACCCUCACGUCUUUCCCUCCUGGCUUCUUGUUGCACGUUGGUGGUGUGGUCAGUGCCCGCUCUGUCAAGCUGCUUGACCGGAUACACAACCCUGAUGAACCAGAGACACGUGAUGCAUGGUGGGAGGAACUUCGCCAGGAGAUCAAGUCUCACGCCAAAGCCCUUGGAUGCCACGCGGUAGUGGGGUACAGCGAGUCCACAAGCAUCUGCGAGGAGGUGUGUAUUUUGUCGGCGGCGGGUACGGCUGCAGUGCUGAACUGCCGGUUCCUACAGGAUGGUUGUCUGGACCCACUCAACGAACACAGGUUGUCACGGCAACUGCCCCUCUUUCCCUCCGGGUCAGACAAGGUCGAGUUUGAUUUGGGUAGUUCAGCCUCACUAGGGUGCGAGGAUUUGGCGCCCCCUGGCUGCGGCUUCUGUCACAUUCCCUACGAUGAGCUCAACAUGCCGUUUCCCGCCCAGCUGUCCUACUGCUACUGCUGCCGCAGGGCCAAGGUGCCGGACGUGCUCUUCACCACCAUAGACCUACCCACGGAGGCCAGCAUCACCGGCAAGGGCUGCCUCAUACAAGCCAGGUUGUGCCGUCUGAAGAAGAAGGGUCAGGGCGAGGGCAAUGCCACCUGCAUCAGCAGCCUGCUGCCCUUCAUGGAGUACGAGCUGCACACACAGCUGCUCAACAAGCUCAAGCUGCGCGCCAUGAACGCCCUCUUCGGCCUGCGCAUCCAGAUCAGCGUCGGAGAGAACAUGCUCGUUGGACUGGCGUCGGCGACGGGUGUGUAUUUGUCGGCGCUGCCGUGUCCAGGAGGGAUCCAGAUAGCAGGGAAGGCCCCAGGAGACCUGAGCUACGAGCAGCACGUCUCCAACAUGCAGCGCAAGAUCAAUGACACCAUCAACAAAAACCGAGAGCUCUACCACAUCAACCCCCCGGAGGUUGUUGAGGAGGUGAUUGGUUCCCCCAUCCCCGAGCCUCGCCAGAGGUCCCGCCUCUUCCGCUCGCAUUCCGAGAGCUCAGAUGAGCUGUCCGAGAUCGACCUGUCCCACGGCAAGAAGGAUGCCUUCGUCCUUGAGAUUGAUGACACAGAUGCUGUCGAAGACAUUCACUCCCUCCUGACUGAUGCCCAUACUCCUCCAGGAUUCUUCAGUUGUAACACAGAGAUCAUGCCUGGGAUAUACAACUGGACAUCAGGACUCCAGAUGUUUUCCUCCGUGAGGGUGUUUCGCCUGAGCAAUGUCAAUCUGACCAAUCAGGGACUCAACAAAAUCUUCAGUGAGUUAUGCGAGAACUUACUCAAGAGUCUCUACUUCAAGCUGCGCUCUAUGGUCCCCUGCUGUCUGUGCCAUCUCAACUUCACUGUUGCCGUACCGGAAGAUGAACUUAUUCAGGUUGCUGUGACUGCUGUAGCAAUGAGCUUUCACAAAGAUCAGAUUCAGGACAGCAACAAGUCCGGGGAAGACCGCGCUCCGAUGAAAGUCAUUACUGAAAAUGAGGAGCAGCUUCAGUUUCCUCUGGAGCUCAGUGCAGAGAUGCCCCUCAGCUCCGCCAAGAACUCAGGGCCCUUAGACGGCUCCACUGGUGGCCUGGCCAGAGCUCCCUCAGUUGAUUACAGUUCCUUUGCAGACAGAUGCAGCUCGUGGAUAGAGCAGCUUAGACUGAAAGCUCACACCAUAAGACGCGGAUCAAUAAAGACAACCUCGUCGGCGGAGAGGGCAAGUCCGAUGGCCGAUGGCCGCUCGCGCUCACUGCGCUCCACCCGCUCCUUUCCUGGAAGCACCGUUGCCGUGGUGAAAAUGACUCCACUGUCCUUCAUCCCCGGAGCCAAGAUUGUCAAGUACCUGGGCAUCAUCAACAUGUUUUUCAUCAGGGAGACCACCUCCCUUAGAGAGGAGGGCGGCGUGAGUGGGUUCCUGCACUCGUUCAUAGCGGAGGUGUUCGCCAUGGUCCGAGCUCAUGUGGCGGCACUGGGGGGGAACGCUGUGGUGUCCUACAGCAUGAAGGAGUGUGUGUUCAUGGAGAACCCAAACAAGAACCAGGCACAGUGUCUGAUCAACGUCAGUGGUGAUGCGGUCAUCUUCACCCGAGAAACAGAACUGGAGGCAUCUUCUACACAACCACAGACUGCUAAUACACAAUCCAAUGAAGACACACCCGCAUAAACUCUCACACACACACACACACACACACACACACACACACACUCGCUCUGGAUUCCUUUGUUUCUGCAUGCUGAGGACCUGCUUGUGUUUUUUUUCUCAAAAUCUACAUUCCACUGGAAGAGGCAGCUAGGGUGUCGGAAGGUGUGUGAGUGAGUGAGUGAGUGAGUGUGUGUGUGUGUGUGUGGGGGGGGGGAUGAAUGUACAGACGUGUAUGUCUGCAACAGGAUAUGCUUUGGCCAAAGUAAGUGUGUCUAGCCUUUGUUGUUCGAAUUCAAUUAUGAUUUGUGUAGCUAGCGUGUUGCUCACAGACAAUCAAGACGAAGCUCUAGCAUCUGAAUAUAUUCAUCAAGGUUCCUUCCAGUGGCCAAACUGCGCUUAUAAAGGAGUCAUGAAGUCUGAGUUUCCCUGCAGUGACCGCCUCCCAAAGAGCCACACACUCCGGGUCACUCAUGUCCAGCCACAUUACCACGCCGAGCCUCUUUGCUCACAGCGCCAGGGUAGAGAGAGAUUGUGUGUGUGUCGGUGUCUGUCUUUGUGUGUGUGUGUGUGUGUGUGCGUGCGGGUUUGUGUGUGCCAGGGGUGACCACGCCGUCAAAGUUGAGGACCGUCUUUUAAGAAAGUCCAGAACCCUACGAGAACUGUCUUGGAGCAGUCCAGAACCCUACUGUGAAGGGAGAGGACCGGCUCUGCAGAAUGGACAUGCCUGUUGUCAGGAAGAAAAUCCACCCUGUGAGGCUUUAGAAUCUUGUGGAAUCUCGUGCAGAGGGGGGAUGGAUGGAUGGAUGGAUGGAUGGAUGGAUGAAGAGCCCUCCUGCACAAUCUCAGCUGGAAGGGUUUGUCAAUCUCAGCUGUGAGGGUUUAAGUACUCUGUGUUUUUCUGAGGGGGUUGAAAGGUACUUGAUGAACUGUCUGUCUGUGUCAGUAAGUGUGUGAGUGAAUUGGUACAGUUUAGCACAGUGCCAAUAAUCCUAAUGUGGCAUUGGGGGUGGGAGGGGUCACUAUGUAGCCCACUAUACUACAUACUGUAACCCACUGACCAGUAACAACCCUGGCUUAUAUAUGUGUGUGUGCGUGCGUGCGUGCGUGUGUGUGUGUGUGUGUGUGUGUGUGCCAGUCAUCUCAAAAUUAACUACCCAUACAUUUGCAGAAGCCAUAUUGUUCACUGUCCUCUCACACCAUUUUAUUUGACCAUCCCCUUAGACUGAUAUCUCGCCUCCAUAUAACCCGAGACAUGCAUGGCACAGGCCUGCUGUACUACUGACAUCCUUUAAAUUGUGUGUAAAUGCUGGAUUUUUUUUUAUUAUUAUUAUUUCUUUUAGUCUAGGUGCCACAGAAUCAGUUUGAAACUGAAUUUAUUCACACCAAGGGGAAGGUUUUUUUUUUUUUUUAAAAGCUUCAGCUUCUAGUGUCUUUCUCUGUGCAUGUGCAUUGCUGUACAUAGAUUGUAUGUGGGGUAUGUAUGUGUGUGUUUGUGUGGAGACGUCCUGUUGAAGACUUGAAUGCUUAGAGUGACUCUGGUCAGCUCUCUCUCUCUCUCUCUCAGUCGUCCAUUUCUCUGCCUGAAGACGAAUCUUGCACAAUAAAUAACAAUAAGUAA